GCAAAGCUGAUGUCCGAGUUAUUUCCAAUAUAAAAGACCCAACAAAUGGUUUAUGGCACAUAAACCUGUGUAUUCUACUCGUCGACUGUUCAUUAUGAAACUGUUACAAGUUGUUCUGGUAUUGCUUUUCGUGGCAGUUAUUGCCGCGAAAGUCCAACAUAAAAGACAAAGCUCAUUGAAUGUACUAGCUCAGGUGCAAUCAGCAAUUCCCAGCAAACGGAGUAGAUCCAGCCAGCAGACCGCCGAAGAUGUGCUCAAUAAUUUCUACCGCAACGUUCUGACAACACAAACUGAGGCUGUCCAGAAGGUCUUGGACAUCGAAGCCGAAUUGACGGCCUUCGGCGAAAGCAUCGACUACUGGUGUUGGGAAAACAACGCCUUAGCACUGGAAAGCACCGUAAGGUGGAUUGGAGUUGGUUACAGCGUUUGUUUGGACAAGCUGGACACAUCAGUCGCCGAAUUACUUGCUAAAGUAAACAGUCGUAAUCACGAUCAGGAGGUGGAUCUAAGUCAGUACCAUGUGUUCGCGCUCUUCCGGAAGAGGAACAUCAUCAGCAAUCCAGAAGCCAUCGGAAACAAUAUUGCUUCCAUCGACUUUGGCAUCACAAAGGACAUCCCGGAACUUGACGUCGAUCUGUCUGCUUUUGAAAACGCUUUGAACGACAUACUUACUGCCUAUUCUGAAUGUUUGACUCAUAAGUUUACCUCUCAACAAGACGUUUUUGAUCAUAUUCUGAAGACUUCGAAAGAAUGUGCAGGUAUAGAAUAAAAACCCCCGAGAUAAACUAGCCAAAAAAAAACUAAAAAUCAAUACUACAGAUACUGUCCAUGUAACUGAUGUUGUAAGCGUUCAAUAAAGCACGUUGUUCAGAAACCCAAAAAA
Messenger RNA from Aedes albopictus (Asian tiger mosquito), 883 nucleotides. RefSeq lists its product as uncharacterized. Bases 53 to 769 code for a protein of 238 amino acids. The record is from RefSeq and is a predicted model, not a curated record. The transcript is spliced from 2 exons. NCBI's taxonomy places the organism in Eukaryota, Metazoa, Arthropoda, Insecta, Diptera, Culicidae.